Messenger RNA from Toxoplasma gondii ME49, 2772 nucleotides. RefSeq lists its product as hypothetical. NCBI's taxonomy places the organism in Eukaryota, Apicomplexa, Conoidasida, Eucoccidiorida, Sarcocystidae. The transcript has 3 exons. The record is from RefSeq and is a predicted model, not a curated record. The coding region runs from base 246 to 2060 and encodes 604 amino acids.
GGCCGGUGCACCCGGCGGAGAAGUCGUGGACGACUUGCUGCGCUAAAGGCGAUUUCCCACGGUCCAGCGCGCUCUCCUACUUCCCAGUUCCGACCGUUAAACGGAGCUAGAGAGUCCGUUCUGGAGCGUACCAGGUUGACCCAGACAGUGGCCGAGGGUCGCGCCUGGAUCUCAGCUGGGUGGGCAAAAGUGGCCACAACUCAUUAGUGGAACGAGGUCCGUUUUUGCGAGAAUUUCGUCGAACGAUGGCGGCUGUUCUGCCCCGUUCCCGGGGAGUUCUCCCCGUCCUGUCUCUGCUUGUUUUCUUUGUCGUCGGCUGCUGGCUCUGUGCGAACGCGGUCGAGGAACUCGAUGGCGAGGGCACCCAGCAGCUCCGUGUGCGUCCCGUGGACUCGCGCCUGCUGUCUUCGAGCGGAUGGCGCAAACUGCGGAAAGGGCUUCUCGAUUUGCUGAAAAAGGAAAGUGCCAAGCGCGAAUGGAUCCCCAUUCACGUCCAUAAAGUUCCAGAGGGAGCAUCCGAUGCCGAGACAACUCUCCCGCCGUCGUCGUUGGGUUUCUUCGGAAGGCUCUUUGGCCGCAACCCCGUCGAGGAUGACCUUGCAUUGUCCGCUCUCGGGACCAGUCUGCCUCGAGGCCUAAACGCAGCGCUGGAAAUAUACACGCAACCUGACGGGGAGCUGGAGUGCAGAAAGUCCCCCUGGGUCCUGCCCGUAGUUGUCGAGGAAGUCCGCAAGCGCGCCAGCGCGGAAGGGGUCCCGUUCUUUGAGGCGGCAGUGAGCUACGGCUACGAGGACGCGAACGACACCAUUGCCGCGAAUCUGCCUAUCGUCUUUCCCCUCACUCCCAACAACCAAAUCCUCAAAAACGGACUCCCUGACGUCGAGCCCCAGGUCGGACUCGAUGCCACCAUUUUGUGCAAGGAAGACGGACGACCGCCGCUGUUCGUUACAGACCAAGAUGAGAACUCGGACAUGCCUGAGCUGCAGCCAGGCCCGUGGACUGUCUCCGUGUUUGUGAGGUCGAAGGUGAAUCCUCUGGUGCCGUAUGGCCGAUCGUACUUCUUGGAAGUCCUCGACAACGUCGUUGUGACCAUGCCCCCGGAGCGCAUCAUCCCCUUUCCACUUCCUGCCAGCGUGUCGCUCGACACCCUUCUGCAACUUGAACUCGCUGUGGCUGCGGCUCAGCUCUUUACGGAGCCUCGGUCCGAAGACUCUAUGCGGCUGGCCAUGCCAGCUCGCUGUACAAUUCAUCGGGACGCCUCGUACCUGGACGCUGCCACGCUCGACUGUCCCCUGUGGCACAUGCAAGCGCACACGAAAAAACCAUCAGCUGUGAGGACCGCCGCGAAGAUCGGAGGCUCCCUCGUCGGCGUAGGACUGGCAAGAAACCUAAUUCUCCCUCGUAGGGAUACGACGGCAUUCAACCAGCUGGUGACCCUCAACCGCAGUGAUGACGCUGAGUCCGCAGGAGUGGUGAAUUUGAAUACCGCUUGGCCACAUCCUGCGAGUGCCGCCGAGAAACUGGCUCUGAGCAGGCUGUCGGAAAAGGCGCUAAAUGCGUUCGCAGCGAACGAAUCUAACGCAAAGAGUCCUUUCACCCUUAGCGCGGACGGCGACACGCUCGACGUGUCUGUUGACGUGAACAAACUCAGCGCAAAAGAAAAGAAGGGCGUGGAAAAUCUCCCGACUGACUCGGACGGCCGUCUACAGUUCAGCCUUAACGGCCGUCCCGCCGGCGACGCAGUCGGAAAUGCAGACGCUGCCGUCGGCCCUGCUCUCCGCGUUGUCCACAACAUAUACCGCGCGACAGUAACGAAUCCGUACGAAAACGCAAAGAACGAGCUCAUGAAGAACGUCGCACUUGGUCUAGCGUUCGCGGUCCUCUUCCACAGCGGAAUGCGACUGUGGAGCUGGUGGCAGGACGACAAAACCACGCGGCACAAACUGGCGCUGAUAGAAGCUGCGCGAAGCGCACAACACUUUGAACCAAAGUACCUCGUCAAACCAGCUCAAGCAACCGAUGUGCUCGCGGAAAUUGUCCCAGACGACAUUCGAAGUUAACUGCAGAAUUAUUUGAGUGAGGGGCAUUCGACGGACUCAAUUCGGGAGUCGAAACUCUGGAUGCGGGCACUGACAAAGCGCAUUCCACCCUGCGCUCUUUCAAUUCACCGAAAUCGACCACUGAAUCACUCGAGUCAGUUAUUCAGCUCCAGCUUAGUUGUCUCGCCCCUCUGGCUGCAACUGAUCGACCAGGGAAGCAGCGAAACAUUCUCCAAAAACAGACACAGAAGAAUACACGCCAGCGAAAUACUCUUAGAACAAGAGGCACAACAAAGCUGACGAGUGCUUCAACCUGUAUACACACCAGGCGGGCAUCUAGACGACACAACUAGAGCGGCAGAAACCUUUAUGAACGGAAACGAUUGGAUACAUGCCUUUCAACAGGUGGUUUGAUGACGGUUUUGCCGAAUUGCAAUAGGCUGGCGAGCCCCGUGGAAGGCACUGGAGCAGAACUAUUUUUCUUAGCGGAAUGCGGACGCAAAUCUCUCGUGAACAGACCGAUGGAUUGACGCAUAUGCGCUUCGUCGGUCUUUGAGCUCCGCAGUUGCACUUGCUGACCUCGGAUUUCUGGCGAACUUUGUGACUUCGGCGUUUGUUUUAAGCAUUUUCUAGCACGAUGUAGUAGCUACAUGUGCUGUUGUAAAGUGGGCAACCAACAACAACGUUUUCUUGUGAGUAAAGCGGGACCCACGUGUGAAACGGACUAUGAGCC